Cricetulus griseus (Chinese hamster) is the source of this 863-nucleotide messenger RNA. The record is from RefSeq and is a predicted model, not a curated record. NCBI's taxonomy places the organism in Eukaryota, Metazoa, Chordata, Mammalia, Rodentia, Cricetidae.
UUUACUGCUGAGCCUCUCUCCAGCCCAAGUUUCAUGAUUUUGAUGUGUAUUUGCUGGACAGUGCGGUUCACAGGGCUUAGCACCCAAGUUCUGUGGAUGACAUCACAGAACCCAAGAAGGUUCUGAAAUUCUUCGUGUAGUCUUCAACGAUGCUGGCCACUCUGUGGCUAGCUAGUCUUUCUCUUCCCAUGCUGUGGGCCCAGAAACUAAUCAACUGUCCCUACAAGAAUGUGUGCCACUACGCCCUGCUGUCGGGCAAUGACGUCAUCCUGCAGUGUAACCACCCGAAAGCACUAUGGUAUUUUUCUUCUUCCAUGGAGGACAAACUGUCCCUGCUCAAUUCCAUGUCCAAUGUGAAGAUACUGCCCCGGAGCAACCUGCAGUUAACUAACCCUCAGCCCUCGCAGACGGGGCUCUACCGCUGCCUGGAUGAUCACAAGACCCGUGUGGUGGAAUAUGAGAUUGACUUUCAGGAUAUAGCCCUGCUGCAUGUCACUCAUAAAGACCUGGGCCAAACUCCCAUGGAAAACGAGACCAUGGACCUAGGAGGCGAAGUAGUCGUCUUUACCCGUUGGGAUCCUUGGCAAGACUGUAACCGAUGCGAAAAGCCAGGUGAGCGCAAACGUCUAGGCUACUGCUAUGUGGAGGAGCAGCUAGGAAAAUCCAUGCCCUGCUGGCUCUACAUGCGUGAGAAGGUGACCCACAAACGCCUGCGCCCUGAGCUCCAGCUGCAAGCCUGCCAGGUGCCCUGUGACACCAUCACAGAAACCAACCAGCCGUACAGUCCCUUUGACACUCAUCAGCUGGACAAAACCAACGACCACGUGUGGCUCAGCUGUCCCUUGGCUUCCAUCUACAGGUAA